UCCCAUCGUUCGAGUUGUCCACACUCCUCCAAGCCGUUUCCUAGGUUUCGUCAGCUGAGCAGCUGUUGUUGCUGAUUGGACAAGGGAUUUAUUCUAGAAGAGCAUUGUUGGGCUUCAUUGUUUGACUUUUCUCUCGUCGUUGGCUUGUGGUCCCCUCCCUUCUCCUUCAUGGUGCCCAAUUGAUUAGGGUUUCCGUGUAGUCGGGAGGGAUCAGUGGGGGUGUGUCAUCUCUGGUGUUCUUUAGGUUCGGUGGUCUUUAGUCUUGGGAAUUUAGUCACCUAACCCUAACCCAUUUCCAGCCGUAAGUACAACUCUUGUUGACACGUCGAUGCUACGUUCGCACACGCCGUAACGCGAAGUCGUUAGCGUCGCGAAACCUCCGUGUCGCUCGUUAUCAUUGUACACGAUGCCUACGGUCACAACCCACAGCCAAUCGAGGACCCUAAAAUCGCGUAUGUAGGACGGAGUGCUUCCCAAUCACGGUCGCCCAUGGCUAUGGUAGAAUCCGGUAGAAUGCCCUCUUCCGAUCACGGAUCUCCCACUUUUGAGGCGCCUCAAAAGUAGUCUUCCCAUUUACGGUUGCCCAUGGCUAUGGUAACAUCCGGUAGAAUGCCGUCUUCCGAUCGCGCUUCGGUUCCUGUUCCGUGGACCUCGCGCUCGUCCGCUUCAGGACCACUCCCCGGUGCGAUGCUCCCAUCUGCCGCACCUCGACCGACCCAACAGCGUUCUUAUAGCGAGGGAGUUCCGCCGCACUGCCUCGUUGACAGGCCACCCGCCGUCCGCGGAAUCCCGGAGCUCUCCACGUCUCCUUCCUUUGAGGAGGCGUCUCUCCUCAUAGGCGAGGCUAUGCCCUUCGAUCGCCCGGGCUGGCACCCCCGCGCCCGCGGUUCCUCCGCAGCCGUCCGCGCUCUAGGCUCCUCCGCAUCCGUUCCCGAGCUCGCCACUUGGAAUCCUGAGGCUCCUGGGGUUCAGGAUGUCGGCGCGAAUGCUGCUUCCCACGCUCGGUUUGCCUCGUACGCACUCGAUCCGUCUAAUCAAGACUCGGCUCCCGCCCGAACCAGGCCAGGCUCGGGCCGGACCUGGAGCCUCAUGGAGGAGGUGGAAGGCUCGGAGGACGACCCGGAACACGUGUCAGGCGAUGGUGGCUCGUGGGAUGGCGGGCGGCGAGCGCUUGCAUGGUACGGUGGCAGAUUACCCACGGAAUUUAGUGAGGGUAGGGCUAGAAGCGGAGGAGCGGUGGGGUAUGGAGGUAUGGAGUACGGUGGGAGGAGCAGCAGCUGCAGUCAGUUGCCUGGGGUGGAGGAAUCUAGUCCCUUAGAUAGCCACAACAAGAGCAGCAAUGCCCAUUUUGGGCAUACUGGAUUCGUGUUCACGGCUAUUCGGCCUGACGCGCACGCAGGGGAGCGCGCAGGGACAGGGCCGCGGGCGGGACAAGCGAGCAGAGAGCACAGGAGGCAGAUAGGGGGAUCGAGUCCCACCAGCUCGGUGGAAGGGGCAGGGGGAGCAGCGCAGGGAGGGCGGGGGGGAAUGAGAGAGGGGGGCGGAUUAGGGCGGGGGGCGGGCGAAGCGUGGUCGCUGCCGCUGCGGUGGGCGGGAGACAGGUUCUUGGAGACGGUUAGUGAGCAUGGGAGCUUCGUGCAUAGGGCGUCGGACUGUGAGGCGGUUGCUGAAGCGGCUGGCGCCAAGGCUGCUGCUGACGCUAAGGGCGGCAACGCUGAGGCUGCGAGGCCUUGGUUCAAUGGGGCAUCUGGAGGGACGUUUCCAGAAAUUGAUGCAGGGAUGCGUGGAGGGCAGUUCUCGGCCCAUCCUGUGUUAGAGCAGCAACGCUGGGCGUUCUCGGAUUCGGAGAUGGGGUGGGGGGAAGCAGGUGGAGGUACACUACAGGGAGGGGGAACGGCUGGUGGCGGGAGGGGGGAGGGCGGGGCUCAUGAGAGGGAUGAGGGGGCGGACGUGGAAUUCGCUGAUUGGCUGAUGGUUCCUGGUGACGGGGAAGAGGAGGUUUCAGGCGAUUUGUCAGGAGAUGGCAACAAUGAGCGUAUGGCAGACGGUCAUAGACAGGGGGUUAUAGUGGGUGAUGCUGGUGUUUGUGACGGUGCUGCUUAUAGCGAAGCACAAGCUGGGCAGGGGUGCGCUGACAGCUGCGGUUUGCCCAGCGACCAAGGGAAACAGGGGGUAGACUGCCUAGCAGAGGGGAUGCGAGGGCGCGGAGAAGGCUCUAUUGCGCAGGGUGGGGAAGCUUGUAUGGGGGAUGGAGGGCCGGCACAGGAGGGCGAGGGGGCGUUGGGACAUGAGGGGAAUGGAACGGUGGAGCACGGUGGGGAGGAGCUGGACGUGGUGUCGGAGUGCCUCAGCCUGCCCGACGACCUUGCCUGGUGUUCCUGGCCGGGCUGUGAAGACAUGGCCACUGCUCAUGCCGUGGACACUGUUCAUGCCGUGGACACUGUUCAUGACCCCAUGCACGGCCCAGCAAAGGAAUCCAUGCAUGGCGGUUUGGAAGCAGCAGCAGAAGCAGGAGGAGCGUCUGCUGCAGAAGCUGACGCUGCGGGUUCAGCUGCUGCUGCUGCUGCUGCUGCGGCUGUCACUGGGGUAGCAGCAGCAGCAGCACGCAGAGGGGCAGGCCCGUUGUGCCGCGGGCACCAGGCGCUGACGUCAGACAAGCGUGUACGGGGCGGCUGCCUCAUGAGCGUGCUACAGGCGGGCGUGGCGGUGGAUUUUGCUCACACAGGCCACGUGGAUGCGGAUGUAGCAGGGAUGUGGCCAUCAGGCACGGAUGUAGCACGAAUUGGUCAACCAGGAGCGGAUUCACUGGGUAUGAGCCACGGAGGGGGCGAGAGCGGGGCAAUAAGCACCGACAAUGUGAAUGGGGAGGACAGGGAGGAGGAGGAGGAGGAGGAGGAGGGGGAGGAUGAUGAUGAUGAUGAUGGCAUUGAUGCUGCCUUGGAGCUUAACACAGAUGCUGAUUUCGGGGCCUUCCCUACUCCCUUCCCAUCCGGCCCGUUUGCCAGUAGUCCUUUUCUUGGCGGGUUCGGGCACCCCGGCGGUGGGCAUGUGCUAUUUGACGAGCCACCCUUUGACCUGGAUUUAGCGGCCUUCUGGGGCUUCGGAUCGGCGCCUGAGGAUGUGCGAGGGUUGACUGCAGGGGGCGUUUUAGGAGCGGAGGGAGCAGCCGAGGGCGCAGCAGAUGGGCCAGCAGACGGCGCAGCAGCAGGGACUGGAGGGGAAACCGCGGGGGGCGAGAGUUUAAGUGCUGCAGGGGAGGCGGACGCAGAGGGAAGCAUAAGAGGGACAGCUGAAGGGGACGUGGCAGCUGAGGGGGAAAGGGAAGGGGAAGGAGAGAACGAGGAGGGACAAGAGGGAGCGGAAGCAGGGGCGGGAAUGGAGGGGGCAGCAGAAGAGGCAAUGGACUGCGACAUGAUGUUCAUGGCAUGGGGCAUGCCGCACAUGCCCCCCACCCACCAGCCAAGGGCUCCAGUGAAACAGGCCAAGCAGCAGUGCAAGGCCCAGCAGGCGCAGGUCAAACCAGCGCAGGCCCAGGCGAGGGCCCCGCAGGUGGAACUUCAGGUGCCAGCUCAGGUGUCGGAUCCAGCACCAGGGUCUGUCGCUGCGGCUGCUGAUGCUUCUGGUGUAGGUGCUGCCGCUGUGGCGGCUGCUGGUGGGGGUGCUAACCGUGUACCCUCUUCACAUGCCUCUAUGAAACAGCCGUUGAAGCAGGAAGGGCCAUCGCUGGCUAGGGCCCAGGAUGGGCUAGGAAAGCCAAGCUGGCCCGCUGCUCAAGAUAUCUCAGCGCGAAAGAGAUCGGCCAUGUCUGUCUCUGCCGUCUCUGAUCGUCGUCCCUCUACCAGCAGCCCAAUGCCCUCCCCGUCAGACUAUUGUCACACUCCCCCUCUCCCCACCCACUCCUUGGGUUCCCUCCCCUCCCAUUCCCUCACCCCCUCGCGCACCUCCCACCCCGUGCACCGCUCUACAUCCGCCUCCACCGCCCCAAACCCUCCCGCACCACUCUCAGCAGCACUUACUACCAGCGGCCCUUUGAAAAGAACCGCUACACACGCAGGCCGAUCCGCUGCCCGCGCUAUACCCUCUAAGAGGCUCUCCGGGUCUCGAUACAAGGCCCAGGGAGGUUCAGCUGCGUUUGUUGCGCCUGGGAACCCGUUUGGCGCGUCCCCGUCCCCACCGUCCAGCGUGUUCUCCCAUCUGUCCACGUCAGCACCCCCUGCUUCGGCUUUCCCUCCCCACACUCCCCACACUCCUCACACUCCGCACAUGUAUGGUAUGACGUCGCUAGCACAUGCAUCCCGGAUGCACGACCCCAUGGGGUUGACUGGGGAGCGCAUGGGUAUGGGCAGUGAGGGCAUGAGUGGCAUGGGUGGCGUCAGUUCCACCCAUCAUGGGCCCUAUGGCGCUGCUGCUGCUGCUGCUGCCUCUACUGCUGGUCGAUAUGCGUCUGCUGGUGCAGCAGCAGCUGGUGCUGCUGCUGCUGCUGCUGCUGGGUAUCAUGUGCAUGGGGCAGUCCACAGACAUCCCCAAGCGAUGCCUGCCAUGCAUGGCGGUAUGGGUGCCAUAUAUUUCACCUCCAGCCAUCAUGCACCAUCACAUCCAUCACAUCCAUCGCAUCCAUCACAUCCCCAUGCGCCGUCCAGCCUCCAGUCCUCAUCCAGCUUCCACGGUGUGUCGUUUCUCGCGCACUCCCCCCCCUCCAUGGCCCAUUCCAUCCUCUCCCACUCGCCGCCCACGCCACACCCCUUCCACUACCAUCCCAGCCAUUCCCUGCCGUCUUUAUACCAGGCAAACCCCCAAGGUAUGCUACAGGAAAAAGGUAGGCGGAUUCGCCUCCGUACCGAUCCAGCUGCCACUAUUGGAUUUGCUUAUAAAGGGGCUGUCUCGGCGCCGGGGACUGCUGCUCCCGAGGCAGCUGCGGGAGGUUCGGCAGCAGCUACCGUGGCUGCUGCUGCAGGUUCGGUGGUCGAUGGGCUAGGUCCCAAGGGGCUUGGCACUCGCAUAAACUCGUCUGCUAGUAUUUCCACUGCAGGUGCCUCCUUGCCUAGGGACAAGGAGGAAGGUAGAACCGGUGAAGGUGUUACAGGGGAAGGUAGAACAGGGGAAGGUGUCGCAGAGACUGCAGCAGCACCGUGCGAUUCGCCCCGUAUUCCACCCAUGGUGCUGGUUCCACCGUCCAUGCGCAGUGACGAAGAAGCUUGUAUGGGGGAUGGGUCUGGAGCGGCAGGGAAGAGUGAAGGCAGUAGACCUGUAGCUCAGAUCAGCUCGCGUGGUGCUGUUGGUGGUGCUGGUGCUCCUGGUGGUGGAGGUGCUCGUGGUGGUGCUGGUGCUCGUGGUGGUGGAGGUGCUCGUGAUGGUGCUGGUGCUCGUGGUGAUGGAGGUGCUCGUGGUGGUGGAGGUGCUCGUGGUGGUGGAGGUGCUCCUGGUGGUGCUGUGAGUAUGCAGGUGGAGGAAGGGAUGGAGAGGGGGAAGGGGAACCAAGGAGCAGGACAAGGGGCAGCAGCAGCAGCAACAGCAGCAGGUGGUGCUGCUGCUGCUGGUGAGGUUGGUGCUGCUGUCACUGGGGGCGCUGCUGCUGCUGGUAGUGCUGCUGGUGGUGCUGCUGUUGGCAGCAGCAGUGGAGACGGCAGCACUGCUGCUGCUGCAGCAGCAAGCAGCGCAGCAGGUCAAGGGGCUGGCAGUGGUGGCAGCAGCAGCAACAGCAGCAGCGGCAGCCAAAGAAAAGGACCCCCAACCCCAACACUUUACCCCAUAAAGGCUUCCCCAAUACCAGUGCCGGUCCCAGGGAAGAAAGCGCAGGGCAGAGGAGUAGCAGCAGCGCGCUUGAUACAGCAGCAGGAGCAGCAGCAGCAGGAGAAGGCAAGGCAGCACAUGGCAGCAUCAGCCCCAGCAGCAGCACCCUCAAUGAUGGUCCACUCAUCCUCCUUUUCCCCUAGUCCCUCCUCUCCUCUCACUUACGAGCAAGGUCUUUAUGGCGUCCCACCUCCUGUUGGUAUGGCGCCUGGAGCAGGGUUCGCCCCAGGAUCUUUAGGAACAGCAGGAGCCAUGUCAGGUCGUUUUCCAGGUGGUCAGCCAGGUGUUUUUCCAAGUGGGUUUUUCCAUGGGAGAAUGCUGGCCUCUGUUGCGGCACCUGAUCGCAUGCACCUGCUGAUGGCUGGUGGGCCUGGAGCAGUGCGCCAGAUUACGCCUGGUAUGGGUCAGGUGCCUGCAACAAUGGCUCAGGUGCCUGCAACAAUGGUUCAGGUGCCAGGUGGCACGAUGUUUGCUGCAGCAUCAGGUGGAAUGAUAGCUGGAGUUUCACCUGGCAGCACACAUUAUCUGCACCACCCACACCACGUGCACCACCGCAUGGGGCUUGCAUCUGGAGCUGCAGCAGCAGGAGGAGGAGCAGGAGGAAGGGUUGCCAUGUAUGGCAUGGCGGGGAGCAGCAUUAGCAUGAGCGGUGGAGCAGCAGCCGUUGGAGUUGCAGGAUCAGGGGGACUAGCAGGGGCCACAGGAACAGGAGGCAUGGGAGGAGGCGCAGGGGGGGCAGCAGGAGGAGUGGGAGGGGGAGUGGGGCCAGGGGGCGUGAAUGCGGAGCUGAUAGUGAAGAGGAAGAGGGGGCGCCAGAAGAAGGUGCCGUCUAAGAUCGGCCCCUGCGGCGCCACCACCAACCUACGCCCCCUCGCCCCGAGAAAUUCUGCUGCUGCCGCCGCUGGUGGUUCUACUGCUGCUGCUGCUGGCGCUGGUGCUGCUGGUACUGCUGGUACUGCUGGUGCUGCUGGUGGUGGCGGUGGUAAUGCUGCCGCUGCUGCUGCUGCUGCUGCUGCUGCUGCUGGUAGCAGUGCCGCAACCGCUGCUCUCAUGUCCGGUGCCGCUUUAGGCACAGCACAGCCAACUCCGGUCCCUCUCGUCCGGGUGGCACCCCACCCCCAGCCCUCGUUUCUGGCACCCUUGCCAGGCGCGCACCUGUACCCCAUGCCCACACACCCUUCCAUCCUUUUCAACGGGGGCAUCAUGGGGGUAGGCAGCGCUGCUGCACUUCCCCCCACCGUCCCUUUCCCUUUUCGACCUGGAGGGAGGGGGGGAGGGAGUGUGAUGGGGAAUGGUGGUGGGGGAAUGUAAGGAGGGGCAAGGCAAGGUUGAACCAGUGGUUUGGGAAGAAGGAGGACGGGGGGGAAGGGAUGGAUGGCUGUAGCAUCAGGUUCGGGUUGUAGCAGCAGGGUCAGUUGCUGUAGCAGGGGCUACUGGGGCUGUAGCAGGUGAUUCUGGGGCUGCAGCAGGCAGAUCUGGGACUGUAGCUGGGGGGUUUCCAGCUGUAGCAGCAGGGUCAGCUGCUGUAGCAGCGGCUGCUGGGGCUGUAGCAGGUGCUUCUGGUGCUGCAACGGGCAAAUCGGCUGGGGGGUUUCCAGCUGUGUCGGCAGGGGCACGGGCUGGUCGGGUGCAGGGAAACAUGGGCUUCACAUAUGCUGGUGGAUGGACAAUGAUUCACUUCAUCCGACACUCGCCUUUCCCGUUCUACCCUCCCUCCUGUCAUCUCACCCUCCCCCCCCUCUCCCCUCCGCGCUUUCUCUCCACUUCGUUUCCCCUCCCUCUCUCCCUCUCCCUUCCCGCUCCUCCCCGUCCCUUCCUUUGUAUUUGGGCGAUGUUACCAUGUUACUACCAUGGUUCGACCUGGCCUUCUGUCCUCCACCUGAGGCUGAAGGUUACCACCUUAGUAUAGGAUCCUGCCUGCCGUAUGAUAUGGCAUUGGCAGCCCUUCGCGGGAUACUGGAGACCUAUUAGAGUCUUGCAAGGGGCCUACCCUAUAGUGGUUACUAUGCCUGGUUAGUAGAGGCCUAGUAUAUUCUUCUCUUUCUCCCACUUGUUUGUUUCACCUCG
Messenger RNA from Closterium sp. NIES-67, 7857 nucleotides. The record is from the annotation of a GenBank genome assembly. Lineage: Eukaryota; Viridiplantae; Streptophyta; Zygnematophyceae; Desmidiales; Closteriaceae.